Molecule: messenger RNA, 1860 nt
Organism: Acaulospora morrowiae
Lineage: Eukaryota; Fungi; Glomeromycota; Glomeromycetes; Diversisporales; Acaulosporaceae
Source: the annotation of a GenBank genome assembly
AUGUCUAGCAAGUGGUGUGCUUAUUUUAACGAAACCGAGCCUAAAGAAUAUCGUUUUCUGGGUUUUUAUGAAUACCGUUCGAAGCAAGUGGACUUUACCUUCUCUUUUCAGAAGGAAUCCUACAAAUUGCAAAUGGAUCUCGAUAAUCUCAUGAAGGAUGGCUCAGAGGAAGCGAAGGAAACUGCUACAGAGGGAGUUCUUAUAGCUACGGGGACAAUGGAAUGCUGUCUACCUUAUGGUCGGAAUGUCCGCUAUAGGAAAAUGGAUCUUUGUGUAAGAAAAUGGAAUCCUUACAACUACGGUGGACAAUGGAAUGCUGUCUACCUUACAGUCGGAAUGUCUGUUGUACCUGCUUUUCGCAGUGGCCAUCGUGAUACUUUUCGCGGUGUCAACGCUUUUUGGAAUAAAAUUGAACUAAGUAGACGGCUACAGGAUCGGUUACAGACCGCAGAGGUUAAAGCUACUAGUUCGUUGAUAGAUGUUUCCGUAAAAAUCUUUGCAACAACAACUAGAAACGUUCGUUCGGCUAUCGAAAAUGUUCACAAUACAUUGGCAAUAACAGGAACAGAAAAUCCCAAAAAACGAUCAGCUGAAGAAGCUUCCCUUAUUAGUACACCUCCCAACCUUCGCGAUCGUUCUCCUCCAUCUUGUUACAACGGGAAUAAUUUUUUAAAUGAUUACAAUGAAGAAUCAACCGAGGUUGUAGAUGCCUCUCCAACGAAUGAUUACGAGUCCGAUGUAGAGAUAACACGUAAAGAAGAUGGUAAUCCUUUUGACGCAAGGAAAGAUGAAGGUUUAACGAGAUAUAAAGUCGUCUUAUCAUGGAAGCAUGCAAUUAAUAAUAUGAACAUAAAUAAUUUCUCUGAGAAUGACUGGGUAACACGGGAUGGACAUAACAUUUCUAUCGACUUUCGUAAUUUUCAGUUAAAGUCAAUUGAAAAAUUAGAAGCCAAUCCAACUUUAUCAUACGCGAAAGAUAUUGAUUUGAUAUUAUGUCUAUCAUCGAUCAUGUAUUGCAAUGAACUCAAACCAAAAUAUGUUGAAUGUUCCGAAAAGGCAUGGAAUGAAGCUCGUCCAAGAUCAUUAAUUCCGAAGGAGUUGCCGACAGUUGCUGACUUAGCAAUAAUUGAAUACAGCAGGAUUUUGAAUGACAAACAAUUACUCAUUACGAAGUGGCGUAACAAUUGGACAAAAGGAAAUACAUUAUUAACAGACGAAGACAAAGAGAUCUUUGACUGUGUGCAGACAGUUUCGAGAAAUUUUUUCACCUAUUUAUCUUCGGUGAGUUAUAAUGAGGAUAAAAAAUUAGACGAAGAUACGUUCAUCCAUCGAUACUGUCAUCAAAUACUGGAAGAAAUAUUCAAUAAAGCUGAUUUCUCAUUAGUUUGGGCUAAUGGGGAAUCCGAAAGUUCCAAAGAGAGACGUUUAUUGGAUGGUCAUAACCAUGGUAGAAAGUCAGACUUUCGGAUCCUCUCAAAGAUUGAUGACACUGAGAGAGAGUUCGUAUUCGAUGAGAUAAAGUCACCGCAUUGCUUUAAUACCGUGAAUAAGAGUUUAAUUAAAUUAGCAGAAUUCAUGAAAGGGUCCUUAGAUUUUAUUAUUAAUACUUAUGGUUAUGUGGCUGGCCUGGAAAUGUAUGGUAUAUUAAUUUGUGUAUAUGACGGUCUAUACCGUUGUAAUCUAUUAUCGAAAGUAUUAUUCCCGACGGAAAGUGCGAAUUUUGUAAACAUUGUCACUGUAGUAUCUACCCUAUAUUCAUUAUUGGAAAGGACAAGAUCUACUAUUAAUAUUAUAAAUUCAUCUCAAUUAACAACUCAUUCAUCACCCAAAAUAUUACGUGUACCGAUAGUCAGAGUUUAG